Lycium barbarum (goji berry) is the source of this 438-nucleotide messenger RNA. RefSeq lists its product as uncharacterized. The coding region runs from base 1 to 438 and encodes 145 amino acids. The transcript has a single exon. Lineage: Eukaryota; Viridiplantae; Streptophyta; Magnoliopsida; Solanales; Solanaceae. The record is from RefSeq and is a predicted model, not a curated record. Gene Ontology annotation, molecular function: nucleic acid binding.
AUGCUGAAAGGCAAGCUGGAGGAUGGCCCUUACACAUUGGCAGGAAACACCAUUGCUGGCUCUGCAAAUGCAUCUACAGUGCAAUUAUCUAAUGAUGACAAUGCAAGAUUAUGGUACAUGAGAUUGGGUCAUAUGAGCGCAUGUGGACUGGAGAUGUUGACCAAUCGUAACCUUUUGAAAGGCGAGAAGAUCAGUACACUUGAAUUUUGUGACCACUGCGUUCUAGGGAAGCAGAAGAAGGUCAGCUUCAGCACUGGCAAGCACAAGACAGGAGGGGUGCUAGACUACAUCCAUUCAGAUUUAUGGGGUCCCUUUAAACUUCCAUCGAAGGGUGGAAAGAGGUAUCUUCUCACUUUUAUUGAUGAUAUCUCACAAAAGGUUUGGGUGCGUUUUUUGAAGGCAAAAAGUGAUGCUUUUGAAGCAUUUAAAGAGUGGUAG